AUGUCCGUGACGCUGCACACCAACCUAGGUGAUCUGAAGAUCGAGGUCUUUUGUGAAAGUGUUCCCAAAACGGCAGAGAACUUUCUUGCCCUGUGUGCCUCGAACUACUACGAUGGAUCGCCUUUCCACCGACUAAUCCCGGGAUUCAUGGUCCAAACAGGCCAGCCUGCAAACCCAUCCCCACCCGAGAACCCUAAAGGCGGUCGUUCGAUUUGGGGCGGCAACUUUGAAGACGAGAUCCGUCCGGCCUUGCGUCACAACGAGCGCGGUGUCGUUUCAAUGGCGAACAAAGGGCCUGGGACAAACGGAAGCCAAUUUUUUCUCGUAUUCGACAAGGCGCCACAUCUCGAUGGGCUCAACACCGUCUUUGGCAAGACGAUCGGUGACGAAAGCCUACGGACCCUGGCAAAAUUGGAGGCCGUCGAGGUUGAUAAGAAAAACCGACCAAAGGAGAAAGUGGUCAUUGAACGUGUCACCAUUCACGCCAACCCACUUGCUGAAUGA
Molecule: messenger RNA, 504 nt
Organism: Pyricularia pennisetigena
Lineage: Eukaryota; Fungi; Ascomycota; Sordariomycetes; Magnaporthales; Pyriculariaceae
Exons: 2
Coding region: 1-504 (167 amino acids)
Biological process (GO): protein peptidyl-prolyl isomerization; protein folding
Cellular component (GO): catalytic step 2 spliceosome
Molecular function (GO): peptidyl-prolyl cis-trans isomerase activity
Source: RefSeq, a predicted model, not a curated record